AUGGCCACACCAGACACCUCAGUUUGGCCUGGAAGCGGCACAUUACUCCUGAUAUUCAUCCAAGUGGCUUCUCGAGCGCUGACAUUCAUCGGCAACCAAUUUCUCCUGCGCUUCCUUUCGCCAACGUUGCUGGGCAUUUCCAUUCAACUAGACCUUGUGUCGACGACAAGCUUAUACUUCGCCCGCGAUAGUCUGCGAGUUGCACUGCAGCGGCAGGUCCCGGUCGCCCCAUCUCCGACUUCACCAGCGUCAGGUGAUGAGGAUGACAGCAAUAAGGGCGAGUCUACAGCUGUGCGGAAGAACCAGAGGGGACAGAAUCAGCAGCGCUCCCAAGCAUCUCUCCAGGGCCAAAUGGUCGUGAAUCUCUCGUACCUGACGAUCUUGCUCGGCCUGCUAAUAUCCAUGGUCUUUGGCUACUCGUAUCUGGCAUCGGCACCGACGGAAGCACUCUCGAGUUCGCAUUUUACUCUCUCCUUCCGAAUCUACGCUUUCGCGACGCUCGUGGAGUUACUAGCCGAACCAGCCUUUCUUUUCAUCCAGCAGAACGCGCUCUACAAGGAGCGCGCAGGGGCUGAAACAGCGGCGGCAAUGGCACGAUGUCUUACGGCGUGCGCGGUCGCAGCAUUGGGCCACAGAAAGCGCUGGGACCCUAGUAUUUUACCCUUUGCAGCAGGCCAGGCAGCGUACUCAAUCGUUCUACUGGCCCUAUAUCUCCUUCCCACGCUGAAAUCAGCACGCAGAGAUAACUUCAGCCUUGUGCCCGCAAGGCUGGGCACAUCAGCGUUGGCCAGCAACGAUCCGAACCAUCUAGAUAUGUUUCCAAAAUACCUCCUCUUCCUCAGUGGGACGAUGUACAUGCAAUCGAUAUUCAAGCUGUUGCUGACGCAAGGCGACGCCUUGAUUCUCUCAUUCCUGUCCACCCUGGCGGACCAGGGCGGUUUCGCGCUGGCGUCGAAUUACGGCGGACUGCUCGCUAGACUGGUGUUCCAGCCAGUUGAGGAAAGCAGUCGGAAUGCAUUUGGCCGGCUCCUUUCACCAGACAGCAACAGGCCGAAGAAGGCAGAGGUGGAAAAUCCCGAUGUCAGCCAGUACCGAGCAGCGUUGGAAUACCUGACGAACAUACUGCACUUCUACUUGAUCCUCGCACUGCCACUGGUCACGCUGGCGCCAUACAUUCUUCCGCUCGGCGUCAGGCACAUCCUGAGCGCGACCUGGUACACCCCGUCCACUGCCAUUCUACUAUCUACAUAUUGUUAUUACAUCCCAUUCAUGGCGGUCAAUGGCAUUCUGGACGCGUUCGUGACAUCUGUCGCGACGCCAGCGGAACUGCGCCGGCAAUCAUUGUGGAUGGUGGCUUGUACAGCGGUGUAUGGUGGCGCGGCGUGGCUCUUGCUGACGAAGAGCGGACUGGGCGCCAGCGGUUUGAUUUGGGCGAACAUGGUGAAUAUGGCUUUGCGGAUCAUGUGGAGCUUGUGGUUUAUUGCCGGCUGGACUGGGGAGAAUGGAGGCGCGAUGUAUGACCAAUUUCUCCGCGAGGCUCUCCCGUCAACCACGUCCAUUGCCAUGUCAGGUGCUAUUGUCCUCGGUUUGAGAAUGUCUGUUACGACGACUGAGAGCUUCACCCGUGAGGUAUUUGGUAUUCUGUCAGCAGGAACAGCGCUAUUGGGUUCAACCAUGUAA
Exophiala aquamarina CBS 119918 is the source of this 1680-nucleotide messenger RNA. RefSeq lists its product as uncharacterized. Gene Ontology annotation, biological process: glycolipid translocation; dolichol-linked oligosaccharide biosynthetic process. The record is from RefSeq and is a predicted model, not a curated record. The transcript has a single exon. The coding region runs from base 1 to 1680 and encodes 559 amino acids. NCBI's taxonomy places the organism in Eukaryota, Fungi, Ascomycota, Eurotiomycetes, Chaetothyriales, Herpotrichiellaceae. Gene Ontology annotation, cellular component: endoplasmic reticulum membrane.